AUGGACGAAAUCCUCGCAGACGACGGCGACGCCAAUUCCGCAGCGGCGUCCGACGAUGAGGAGGCGCUUUCCCUAUCCGACCUUCCAUUAAUCCAUCAAUCAAGGAAACAGAUAGCCGCCGGAUCGGAAGAAAUCGUCGGCGCCGGACAAACCCAAUUGGAGGACUUCGACUUCUGCUCAAAGGAAUCGGAAAUGUGCGCCGCCGACGAAGUCUUCUACCGAGGCCAGAUUCUCCCGUUCCGCCACUCCGGCAAGCGCCCCAAUCUCAGCCGGUCGGAAUCCAUGGACUGCAACUCCUCCGGCGGGAUAGUCACCAGCCGGAGCAGCAGCAUCCGGUCGUCCAGCAGCGGCAGCUCCUCCGCCACACACACCAAACCGCACCUGAAUCCAUUCCACUCGCUCCCGAGCCCGUCGCCGAAGCUUCCCGGCGGCGCGGCGGCCGGAAGAACCAACCGCCGGAGCUGCGCCAAAAAAACUUCCGCCUGGAACAUCUUCCGCCGCGGAUUACUGACGACUCCGCCCAAAAUCGCGUUUCAGGAUCUGAAAACCCGCAGGAAUUUGAAGAGCAACUUCGGCAGCCGGAACAGCAAUAGCAGCAACAGCAGCUCCCUGAGCAGCAACAGCACCGAGAAGAAGACGACGGCGACGAAAGGAAGCCCUAAUUUCCUGGGCGGAUGCAACUGUGCGGUUGAUACAGUUUCUUCUAAUGUCGCGUUUAUGAAGCGCAGCAUGAGCGAAGGCCACCGCGAAAGUCGCGUUUUUCAACUGGAGGAGGAGGCGAAUCUGCUGCUGCAGGCUGCGAAGUCUACGAAAAAGCGUGUUUCUCAUCACCGGACAUUUGAAUGGCUAAAGCAACUCUCCGUUGAAGGGACACCGGACGAACUGUAA
Andrographis paniculata is the source of this 888-nucleotide messenger RNA. RefSeq lists its product as uncharacterized. Bases 1 to 888 code for a protein of 295 amino acids. Lineage: Eukaryota; Viridiplantae; Streptophyta; Magnoliopsida; Lamiales; Acanthaceae. The transcript has a single exon. The record is from RefSeq and is a predicted model, not a curated record.